Messenger RNA from Mesocricetus auratus (golden hamster), 9533 nucleotides. It is a transcript of the gene Brip1, whose product is annotated as BRCA1 interacting helicase 1. Gene Ontology annotation, molecular function: DNA binding; DNA helicase activity; ATP binding. The record is from RefSeq and is a predicted model, not a curated record. Gene Ontology annotation, cellular component: nucleus. Gene Ontology annotation, biological process: nucleotide-excision repair; double-strand break repair involved in meiotic recombination. Lineage: Eukaryota; Metazoa; Chordata; Mammalia; Rodentia; Cricetidae.
AGGCGCGAAUUUGCCCGUGUGGACCCGCUGAACUGCAGCGCCCAGAGGGAGGAGUGGCGGUGGCGCGUCACCUGGCCGCGCCGCAGCAGCACGUGAGGGAGACUUUUCCUACUCGUGAACUUUCCUCGAGCGCCAACAUCUGCUUUUCUCCCGGAGCUGGAGCCAGUCUCAGGCGAGUGGGAAGGACGGCGGGGGGCAGGUGCCUGCAGUCCGGCGCUGGCGUGCUCUCAGGCCUUUGGACGUGACCAAAUUACUCGGCCCGGGGCAUCCUUGGCUGUGCGAGAGCUGGGAGCCUGGGGAAGGAAAGCUGAGGAGCUUGGACCCUGUUCCUACCUUCUGUGAUGCAGACCUGGAAGUAGUCCCGGCCCCGGCCCCAGCAGUAGUUGUUGGCGGGAGACAGACUGUUGCUUUUUUUUUUUUAAAGAGACAGCAUCUCACCUUGAAGCCCAGGCUUACCUGGAACUAUCUAUGUAGACCAGGCUGGUCUCGAUCUCACGAGAUCCUCCUUCCUCUGCCUCCUGAUUGUUGGGGGUCAAAAAUCUGCGCCACCACAUCCGGAAGCUUGCUUCUCUUUGAUGCAUUCUACAAGGGAAGAUCCCAGGUUUUGAAUGUUGCCACAGCUGCAGUCAUAGAUUGCCAUCUAGGUUAAUUUUAGUAAAACAGUAUUGAGUUCUUGCUUCAGAUUAAGAAAUUAAUAAGAUUCUACUAAGCCUCAGAGGUAUACAGAUAUAAUCAAUGAUUGGAUACUUUUUCUAAGAAUCUCCUAUUCUUGGACAGUUUCAUACACUGUGUCUUGACCAUAUCCAUCCCCAGUUCACCCUUCACGCUGAACCCUGAACCCUUUCAGAUCCCUCUUCCACCUUUAUGUUGCCCCACCCACCCAGCCGAUAAAGGCACAACAAGCCUGAAGAUUUCUGUUUAAUUCCUGAGACCCAAAUGGGCGAAGGAGAGAACCUAUUCUGGCUUCAGCAAAUUGUCCUCUAACUUCCACACAUGUGCCAUGGUAUAUGUGUCCUUUUCCCCCAGUAAAUUAAAAGAUGAUUUAAAAACUGAAAGACUUACUGUGGAAAAAGAUGCUUUCUGCCUUAAAAUGAUUUUAAAGUUAGACAUACUGCAGAGAAGAGUUUUAGGUCCUAGAAGUAAAAUGAUAGGUCAAGGAUACAACCUCUGCUUCUUGUUUGCCUGCUCCUCUUCUAUGUGAAAAAGUGUGAGGAGGGGAAAUAAGCAUGUGCAGAAUAAGAAAAAAGUGGGCCCUGGACUAGCAGAGCGGCUUCAGAAGUCUGUGUGUUUGUAAGUCAAUUACAUGUAAUCCAAGUUGUCCCAGGAGCUUGUGCUUCUGCCAGAAACUGUAUGUUUUUACAUUAUUUUAUUUAACCUUUGCAGCAGUCCUGUUGCUAUUCUUAUUCUGUACCUGAGGACAUGGAGUUCUAGAAAAGUUAAGUGAUUUGCCUAAAGUCACAUAACUAAUGCUUCAUGGAGUAGACAUGCCAAUCCAGAUUUGUCAGACUCCUGUUCAUGAUCUUCACCCUGUGAUUUAUUUUUAAGGCUAAGAAUUUUUUUUUCUUACCAUUACUUUUGUAUAUGUGCUUAUUCCAGUUUUUAUUAUCAGACUUCUGUUCUAUUGCUAGGUGUCUGGCUUUCUUUGAAUGACAUUAUUUCAAUACUAUAAAUACUCUUUGUGUGUGUGUGUGUAUUCCAGGUAAAUACAGCUUCUUUCAGAAGCCAGACAAGGGUGUGAAAGCCCCUGGAACUGGAGUCAUAGGCAUCUGUGAGUGCUGGGAAUCCAGCUGAGGUCCUUGAAGAGCAGUGGGUGCUCCUAACUUGUUGGGCCAUCUCUCCAGUCCUUCAAUACUGAUGUUAUUGUUUCUGUUCCAGUGAAGUAUCUAAAGCAAAGAAGAAAACAGAAUGUCCUCAGUGUCGUCUGAAUACACCAUUGGUGGGGUGAAGAUUAACUUUCCUUGUAAAGCUUAUCCAGCACAGCUUGCUAUGAUGAACUCUAUUGUCAGGGGACUGAACUGUAGUCAGCAUUGUUUGUUGGAGAGUCCCACAGGAAGUGGGAAAAGUUUAGCCUUACUUUGUUCCGCGUUAGCAUGGCAACAGUCUCUUACUGGAAAGCCAAUGGAUGAGAGCUUGAGUAAAAAGCAUGAGGUGCCAUCGUCAUGCUGCUGUGCAUGCCAUUCAAAGAAUUUUACAUACAGUGACACGAACAUGGGCACUUCACCUCAUUUCAGUAGUCCAAGCAAACCGUUGGAAAGAAAUGGCGCUUCAUCACCCUGUCGAGACUCUCCUGAAAAAAAUACUUUGGCUGCAAAGUUAUCUGCUAAGAAACAGGCAUCUAUACACAGAGAUGAAGAUGAUGAUUUUCAAAUGGAGAAGAAAAGAAUCCGACCCUUAGAGACUGCACAGCAGAUGAGAAAACGUCAUUGUUUGGAAAAGGAUGUCCACCAUUUGGAUGCACGAGUAGCUUCAGAAAAUAAAGUAAAUCCUGGGUCUCCUGUAAGAAAGACAAGCUCCUCUUUCCAAAAUCUCGAUGGCCUGUGUUCUAGGUGCUGCUGUUCUACUAAACAAGGAAACAGUGAAGAGUCUGCAAGUACUGUUAAGAAAGAUCACGGGGGACAAUUCAAGAGACCCAAAAUUUAUUUUGGGACACGCACGCACAAGCAGAUUGCUCAGAUUACUAGAGAACUCCAAAAGACAGCUUACUCAGGGGUCCCAAUGACUAUUCUUUCCAGCAGGGAUCAUACCUGUGUUCAUCCUGAAGUAAUGGGCAACUUCAACAGAAAUGAAAAGUGCAUGGAAUUGCUGGAUGUAAAACAUGGUAAAUCCUGCUAUUUUUAUCAUGGUGUCCAUAAAAUUAGUAAUCAGCAGACAUUGCAGUCCUUUCCGGGAAUGUCCAAAGCCUGGGACAUAGAAGAGCUUGUCGGCCUCGGGAGGAAACUGAAGGCAUGUCCCUACUACACAGCUCGGGAACUGAUAGAUGAGGCUGACAUAGUAUUUUGUCCCUACAACUAUCUCUUGGACGCACAAAUAAGGGAAAGUAUGGAUAUAAAGCUGAAAGAGCAAGUUGUCAUUUUAGAUGAAGCUCAUAACAUUGAAGAGUGUGCUCGGGAAUCAGCAAGCUACAGUGUAACAGAAGUUCAGCUUAGGUUUGCUCGGGAUGAGUUGGACAGUUUGGUCAGCAGUAAUGUAAGGAAGAAAAACCAUGAGCCCCUACGAGAUGUGUGCUGUAACCUCAUUAAUUGGUUAGAAACAAAUUCUGAACAUCUUGUAGAAAGGGACUAUGAAUCAUCUUGUAAAAUAUGGAGUGGAAAUGAGAUGCUCUUAAGUUUGUACAAAAUGGGCAUCACCAGUGCUACUUUUCCUGUUUUGCAGAGGCAUUUUUCAGCUGUCCUUCAAAAAGAAGAAAAGGCCUAUGGCAAAGAGGAAGCUAUACAAAUACCUAUUAUUAGUGCUUCAACUCAAAUAAUGCUUAAAGGACUCUUCAUGGUGUUAGACUAUCUCUUUAGAGAAAAUAGCAGAUUUGCAGAUGACUAUAAAAUUGCCAUUCAACAAACUUACUCCUGGACAAAUCAGAUUGCUGUUUUUGAUAAAAAUGCGGUCUUGGCUCUACCAAAAAAUAAGAAACAUUCACGACAGAAAAUUGGAGUUAAUGUGCUAAACUUUUGGUGCUUAAAUCCAGCUGUGGCCUUUUCAGAUAUUAAUGACAAAGUACGAACUAUUGUUCUAACAUCGGGAACACUGUCACCUCUGAAAUCCUUUUCAUCUGAGCUUGGUGUUACAUUUAACAUCCAACUAGAGGCUAACCAUGUCGUCAGUAACUCACAGGUUUGGGUUGGUACUGUUGGCUCAGGCCCUCAGGGACGGAAUCUCUGUGCUACCUUCCAGCAUACUGAAACAUUUGAGUUCCAGGAUGAAGUGGGAAUGCUUUUGUUAUCUGUGUGCCAGACUGUGAGCCAAGGAAUUUUGUGCUUUUUGCCAUCUUACAAGCUAUUAGAGAAAUUAAGAGAACGUUGGGUUUCCACUGGCUUAUGGCAUAAUUUGGAGUCAGUGAAGACAGUCAUUGCAGAACCCCAAAGAGGAGAAAAAACUGAUUUUGAUGAAUUGCUGCAGGUGUACUACGAUGCCAUCAAGUUCAAAGGAGAAAAAGAUGGAGCCCUUCUCAUAGCGGUGUGUCGUGGCAAAGUGAGCGAGGGUCUGGAUUUCUCCGAUGAUAAUGCCCGUGCUGUCGUAACAGUAGGAAUUCCUUUUCCAAAUGUGAAAGAUCUUCAGGUUGAAUUAAAACGACAAUACAAUGACCACCACUCAAAAUUGAGAGGCCUUUUGCCUGGCCGUCAAUGGUAUGAAAUUCAAGCAUACAGAGCCUUAAAUCAGGCUCUAGGCAGGUGUAUUCGCCACAAAAAUGAUUGGGGAGCUCUUAUUCUGGUGGACGAUCGUUUCAACAGCAACCCAAACCGCUAUAUAUCAGGACUUUCUAAAUGGGUGAGGCAGCAGAUUCAGCACCACUCAACCUUUGCAAGUGCCCUGGAGUCCCUGACCGAGUUUUCUAAAAGACACCAAAAAGUUACUAACAGAUCAAAAAAAGACAAGGAGUCUACUCUGGAAGUGGCCUGUUUGGAGGACAGCACUCAUACAGGUGUGUCAAAAGCAAGUCAUCUAUCAACAGAAAAUACUAGGGAAGAAGCAGCAAAACUGUGUGUCCAGGAGCUGCAGUGUCCCCAAAUGACUACUAAAAACCCCUCAGUGCCGAGUCACAACAUCUCCAGAAGGAAGAAAGGUGAUCCAGCACUCAGAGAGGAGUCUGUUCAAACAAUGAGAACGGAGAAAAAUGUCAUUUCCAGAUCCUCAAGCCCAACUUUUGGGAAGCAAACAGAGCCAGUCAGCUGGCCUGCCUUUAAGUCCCUGAGACAGCACUUCACUAGGAAAGUAAAGAACCCUACACCCGUGCUCCGGUCAUCAGAGAGCCUUGCCGCUGGCUCUUCCUCCUUCCAGGCAGAAAAAACAGAAGAUAACACUGCUUUGACACUCACAGGUAAAUGCGUGUCCUCAAAUGAAACAGCAAACGCACCAUUCGCACCUUGCCCUCAGUCAGAAACCACGAUUUCUUCGAUGAAGGUUGACAUUACUCCUGCUAAGAACCAUUCCAAACAGCUGUUCUGCUCUGAGAAAGACCUGCAGCCGGGUCGUGAGUCGUCUCCAGUAAGUGAAGAAGCCAAGCAUUCCAGUUCAAGUGCAGCUAUAGAAACAGAAGCAGGAGAGGAUUCCCCGUGUCUCACGCCUGAACUCUUUGAUCCUGUUGAUACUGAUGAAGAAAACAGUGAACCAGUUGAAACUGAUAGAUCCAGUAAUAAUUCAGAUUGUUUCUCUUCUGAAGACCUUUUUGGAAGUGUAACGAAUUCAGCCAGAAAUGAAAGUUGCACAGACACAAAGUUAAACAGAGUCAUGCCAGUGGAAGAGAACAAAGCUGACAACUUGAACAAGUGAAUUAGAGCUAGGGAAACUCCUGCAUAGACAUGAGGGCCUAUGAGCAGCAGUGGGCGGGGCUCCCUGAUGGUAGGUGAUGUGUCAGGAUUUUGUUAAGCCUCGUUGUGUAAAUAAUUUAUACAUUGGGUAAAUGUUGUAGUUUUAAUUUCUAAUUUUCUUUAUUUUCAUUGUUAAUUCAGUGUCAGAUUUGUCUAUUUUAUGUUCAGAAAUGCAAGUCUUAUUCUAGAGUUUUAAUUAAGUAAUCCAUACAAAGUACUUUCCUCUAGAAUUUAGUUUCCUGGGGCACUUCCAGUUUCACACAGUUGCUCAUAUUUUAUGGUUCACUUAAUUAAUGUAACUUCAUACUCAUAUACAAAGAUUAAUCUCAGCUGAAUCCAGCCACACUUUAGCCAUAUGAUACUGUAUAUUUUAAUUCAAAUUUAUAGAAGAUGUUUUUAGAAAUCAUAGUUUAUCUCCAAAAGCUUGCCGUCUCUUUAAACUGCCUUAGAUUGGGCAUAGCGCACACAGCUGCUUUCCCAGCACGUGGAAGACUCAGGCUCUGGGCCUGUUUCAAAGAAAAGAAAAUGGUUUAGAACUAGUUUGUUACAAAGGAGAGGGAAAGAGUAUGUAUAUUUCAUUGAAAUUGAAGGAUUUUUUAUUUUCUAAAAUUAAAAUAUCAAAAACAAAAUUAUAUGCAGUUAUAGAACUCCAUUUGAAAUCCUCAAAAUCAAUUCAAAUUUUUUAGCUUCACUGUCAUCAUAGAAAGUGAUGUGCCUCAACCUCUGACCUCAUACACAUAUGCACAGACCACAACAUGUACACGUGUACACACACUCAUGUACACAUACACAUAUACACACAGAAAUAAUACACAGAUCCUAGCGAUGCCAAAGAUGUAAUACAUUCUGGUAUAAAAUUUUAAUUCUGUAAUGAUUAAGAUGGAAAACUUGAUAUGUAAAUUUAAUAAAUAAGCAGAUGUUUCAUAUCCAUAUACACAUAUAUAAAACAAUCUCUGAAAUAUGUUCCCUUAAAGAACAGGAAUCUACUGUGAAUUUUGAGUGUGUGCAAGUUUUAGAGACUGAAACUGUAUAUCUGAUCAAAACUGUUUAUAAAAGAUGGUUACCUCUGACAUUCCAAAAUUACAUCUGCUGAAUGGACAUUUAGACUUUUUAUGGUGAUUUGAAUUGAGAGAGUGUGUAUGGGUAGCUGGAGAUCAAGCCCAGGGCCUGGCCUGCUAACCAGGUGUUCUAGCAUUGAGCUGUGUCCAGCCUGAACUGAAAUUUUAUAAGCUGUUCAACUACUCUGCAUGGUUUAUUAUCAAGUCAAAAUCCCAGUAAUUAUAUUUUUAUGUUCUUUUGAGUAAGUGAAUUAUCAUGUAUGCAUGUAUUUGCUUUCAUUUUGAUAGCAUUUAGAUUUGGUACAUGAAAUUUAAAUUGACAGUUAACCAAGUAAGGAUUUUAUCUGUGGAUUUAGAAGGUGAUUUCUACAUUGUUUUGAAAGAAACCAUUUCUCCUGUUGUGGAUCUUAAAUCAUAGAUGGGGUAGUAGUCAGGUCCUGGAAGGAUUGUAAGUAGAAGAUGGAAACAUAGCCUCUUUCCUGGCUGGGCCUCAGACUUGAUACUUAUAUGGCAAUACCAUGCCUUUCAUGGGAUUAGUCUCAUUUGUAAAAAAAAAAAAAAAAAAGUCUGGUUGCUCUUCUAGAGGACCUGAGUUUGAUUCCCAGCAUCCCCAUGGCAACUCACAACCAUGUGUAACUCCAGUUCCAAGGGAUCCAACACCUUCUUCUGGCCUCUGGGUACCAGGCAUACACAUGGUACACAGAAUGCAGGAAAAUAUCUAUACAUGCAAAAAGUAAAUCUUUAAAACAGAAAAAAGUUUCACUGUCCUAAGAAUUUCAAAUUAAAAUCCAAGACAGAAUCUCAAACUCAGUUUAUACAAAACAAAGAAAUGUACAAAUACCUACAUCAUGUUGGAAUAGACAAGCACCCAUCCAUCUGUUUUUGAUAAUGACCGCAAGGAAAAUGCUCCUAAAGCAUGCACACCUACUCCCGAGUUAGCAGGCUCAACCUGAGCAGAGGAUGAGCAGUAACUCAUGGAGACAGCUUGCAGAGAAAGGGAGGGAAUUCUAACAGCUGUUCUGAAAAAACAAUGGCCGCUGAUUAUAGACAAAUGACCUCAUCCUCUCUGUGUGGACUUCUCACAUUGCCUACUGCCAUUUUGCAAUUUCCCAACCAAUUUCUAGAAUGUUCAUCAUGUUCCUUUUUAUCCUGCUAAUACCUAUUCCUAAUGUUGGCUAGAAGUGAUUAAGAGAUGCAAUGUGAUUUACCCCAGGCCCUGUAUGUACCCUGAAAUACAAUGCUACAUUCCAUGCAUGUCUACUGGCUAUUAUGUCCCAGUUUUCAAAACUCAGUCCAUUUAAACAAACACAAGCUCUAUGGUAAUAUCUACCAUUCAACACUUUAUGUGAAAGACUCAGCUAAAACAUGAAAAUUUUCCUGCUGCCUUCCUCUCCAAAGUGACCCAUUCAUGACAAAUUUCAAUGUUUACUUUGGUUACAAAUGCCUGCAGAAACAUAUGGUCAGAUCAUAUGGUUCUAAUCAUUUUCCCUUCAGGACUUUGCAGCUUUGCCCAAUUUCAAUAUUUUUUCUGGAAUUGGAAAUUCUUUCUUGUGGUAAUGUACUCAUUUAUCAAAAAAUGAGUAUGUGGUUGUAAGGAAUUUUUGGUUUAUUGCAAUAUGGAAGAUUGUAAGUUUUUCUGAGACCUACAACUUUACAUAGUUUCAUAGUUACAUUGUUACACAAAUCCAUCCCAUGUUCUGUGUGCCCUUGAGCUUGAAGUGAAGGUCAUGUUACUUUUCUCUGAGUCUCCAAGGUCUCCUUCAAUUCUGAACUUCCACUCUUUUUAAUCAAUACAUGGGUGAUGUCAAACAUAAAGGUGGUUCCAUCUUUAAGAAAUGGCGGGGGUGGGAGGUGAGUAUAAGUAAGGGAGGUUUCCUCUAGGUCUGUUGUCUCUCCCCUGCUGUGAGCGCUAUCCUUCUACAUUCCAUCCAUUGCUGCACAGAUGUGCACUGGGAUCGCUCAGUCAUUCAGGGUCUGCAGUUCUCACAUCCCCAUGAAACCUUGUCACUAGGGCUAGAAGGGUAACGCCGGUUAAAAGUUGCUCUUCCAGAGAACCUAAAUUUGGUUCCCAGUGUUUCACAACUGCCUAUAAAUCUAUCUCUAGGGAAGCGAGGCACUGUGGCACAUGCAGAGGCAGGUGGAUCUCUCUGAGUUCAAGGUCAGCCUGGUCUGCAUUGUGAAUUCCAGAACAGCCAGAGCUACAUAGUGAGACUCUGCUGGGGGCAAGCAGGGAGGGAGGGAUCUACUUACAAGGGGUUCAACACUUGGGCUCUUCUGGCACCUGCACUCACGUACACAUAUCCCUACACAGACACAAACAUCUACACAAAAAUAGCGUCAUUUUUCUUAAAGUUAACACUUUGGUAGGGCAUGCCUUUAAUCCUAGCACUCUUGAGAUGGGUAGGAGAGUCACAAACUGAAGACUAGUUUGGGUUACAAAGCAAGUCUCUGAGUCAAAAACAAAAUAGAAAUUAUAAUUACACAAAUAAAAAAGGUGGCUCUAAAGGGGUAGGAAGAGAGCCGAGAUGGCUCAGUGGAUAAAAUGCUUGUUUUGCAAGCAUGAGGACCUGGGUUUGUUUUCCAGAACACAGGUAAAUAAUGCCAGGUGUGGUGACGUGCUUGUUGUAAUUCCAAUACUGUGGAGGCAAAGGAAGACAGGUCUCUGAGGUUUACCGGCUGGCACAUGAGCCAGUUAAAGAUGGCACCGUGGGGAAGUCAGGAGGGCAAGUCCUGGGAUGUUUAUAAAAAGGGCGAUUGGUCGCCAAGAUCGAGCCAGAUGUCACUGCAUGAACAGCUCGUGUUCACUAGGUAAAGCAUAGGGCGCCUAGGCGCAUGAUAGGCUGACCUUUAAAACCAUUGGCUGGCUGUUCCCGACUCCCCGCCCCCACCCCCUGGCAGUUUUUUGCUUUAAAAGAUGCUUGUUGUGGGGCAAUAAAUGAGUUUCUGCUUGACUAGA